Aspergillus caelatus is the source of this 1515-nucleotide messenger RNA. RefSeq lists its product as uncharacterized. Bases 1 to 1515 code for a protein of 504 amino acids. NCBI's taxonomy places the organism in Eukaryota, Fungi, Ascomycota, Eurotiomycetes, Eurotiales, Aspergillaceae. The record is from RefSeq and is a predicted model, not a curated record. Gene Ontology annotation, molecular function: hydrolase activity, hydrolyzing N-glycosyl compounds. The transcript has a single exon.
AUGCGGUUGUUCAUCCGCCGCCUGUUCGCGAUUGGCUUGUUAGCCACUGCCGCCCAUGCAUAUGCUUCCAGCAGGUCGGCAAUGCUGCGCACAGUCGUCACGACUGACAUGGAGCAGGACGACUUAGCGUCACUAAUCCGAUACCUACUCUACACCAAUGAGCUCGAUACACAGGGUAUCAUCUACUCCUCUAGCAAGAUUCACUGGAGCGGUGACGGCAAUGGCACAAGGUUUUUCCUGCCUGACCGUGAAUAUACCUCCCCGCAGUGGUCAUGGCGCUGGACCGGCACGCGGACUAUCCAAGAUAAAGUGCUCCAAGCAUACGCAGAAGUUUUCCCAAACCUGCUUUGCCAUGAUCCGUUCUACCCGACACCAGACGAGCUGCUGUCCAAGGUCAAAAUCGGUAAUAUCGACUUCGAGGGCGAAAUGGAUCACGACACGGAUGGGUCUAACCUCAUCCGCUCGUUGUUGCUGGACGAAGACCCGCGGCCGCUCUACUUGCAGGCAUGGGGUGGCACCAACACUAUCGCCCGUGCUUUAAAGUCCAUCGAGGAGCAAUACUCGGGCUCGCAGCAGUGGACGGAGACCAAGGACACAGUCUCCCGUAAAGCUGUGAUCCUGGCUAGCGCCUUUCAGGACGAGACAUAUGCGAACUAUAUUUCCCUCAACUGGCCACAGGUCCGCGUCGAGCAGAUGGUGGCCGGAUAUAGCACCUGGGCCUACAACUGUGAUAAGGGCCAGGGCAACGCCCAUGGCUUGCCUGAAUCCCGCGUAUACUUCACCGGUGACUGGAUCAAGGCGAACAUUCAAACCGGACCGUACGGGAAGCUGUACCGUUCCUGGCUCGACGGCCAGUCUAUGCCAGGUGACCAGCUGGACAUUUUCGGCAAUCUGACUACGGCGCGAACGUCAACCUUUUGUCAGCCACUAGGUCCGUACGACUUUUUGUCCGAAGGUGACAAUGUGGCGUUCAACCCGCUACUAACGACCGGUAUUCAGGACCCGAGCAACCCAAAUCUCGGUGGUUGGGGCGGUCGAAGUAUCCAGAAUAGCACCUCACCGAACCUGUGGGAGAUGGUUGGAAGCGAGAAGAACCAGACCGGCGCCGAAACCGAUAACUACACAACGGAUCGCUGGGCUGCGUCCAUCCAGAACGACUUUGCGGCUCGCAUGCAGUGGACAUUGACACCGAACUAUGAACAUGCCAACCACCCACCGUCGGUGGAGAUCCUGAACGGAACCACAGUAAAGGCGUAUCCUGGGGCGACUGUGGAGCUAGCCGGUGCAGUUAGCGAUCCAGACCUCGACAAUGUCACCACAUCCUGGUGGCAGUACUUCGAAGAAGGCACAUACCCGGGAAGCGUGACUGUUACUGAAUCCGACAACCACCGAGCAGACGUGACAAUCCCAGCUGAUGCAAAAACUGGCCAAACUAUUUCAAUCAUUCUCCAAGCGACAGACAAUGGGCAAUUCCCAUUGACCCGCUAUGGCCGCGUUUUUAUCCAAGUCAUCUAA